UAGUUGGGGCGGAAAGGAAGGAAGGGAUGGGGUUGCAGUUUAUGUUCGCAAAUGUGAAUUUUGUAUUGUGAGACGUGGUUUCUGAGUUAAACAACAUUUUAACAACAACAGAAUUUAAAGUGUUUCAUAUUGUGUUUAUGUGUCAUUUGUGUUAGUGACAUUUUGGAUAACACCUUAUUGGUAUCAAGUGUGUGGGACUUGGCAUUCAUGUAGACGCCACACGGAAGCCAGGAGCUGCCGUGUCGCGGUUGUUGAUUGCGCAUCCGGUACGUCAUGCCGUCGGCGCAUCUUACCUUGCGCGAGGAGGACGUUGUGCGCCUCACCCUCGAGUUCCUGCACACCCGAGAACUUCACAUAUCCCAGCUCAGCCUUGAGCGGGAGACAGGUGUCAUCAAUGGCGCCUUCUCUGACGACGUUCUGUUCCUGAGGCAGCUGAUACUCGACGGUCAGUGGGAUGACGUCCUGGAGUUCAUCCAGCCCCUGGAGGCUCUUCAGGCGUUCGACAUGCGACGGUUCCGGUACUCAAUCCUUCGUCACAAAUACGUGGAACUCUUGUGUAUCAAGUCCGAGGCAUUGGUGACAUCGGGACCCGUCAACAACGUGGACAGUGCCGUGGAAGACGUAGUUAAAGUGCUCAGUGAGUUGGAGCGUGUGUCGCCCUCCAAAGAGGACUACUCCAACUUGUGCUUGCUGCUCACACUUCCCCGUUUGUCUGACCAUCUGCAGUACAAGGACUGGAACCCGAGUAACGCCCGCGUGCAGUGCUUUAGGGAAGUGUUUCCUCUAGUCGAGAAGUUCCUACCGGGGGACAGGAAGACUGCAGACCACGCAUCAAGUUGUGCGAACACCACGGCGAAGAACGACAGACUGAUCCAUUUAAUUAUAAAAGGAAUUCUUUACGAAUCGUGUGUCAACUAUUGUCAGGCCAAAGCUACAGGUUCCAAAGAGAGUCAGCAGCAGGAAAUGACAUUCUCGCGUCUGUUGGACGGCUCUGUAGGCUACAGUGACUCCGACCUCAGCCUUUUGUCCUGGCUACAAAGUAUUCCAUCGGAUACAUUCUCAGUUCCGUUCGAACAGCGAACGCUUAAUGUGGAUAUUGAACGGCUGGAACGUCCAUCCCUGGAGACUUCUUGGACAGAGCAUAUGCUAGUUACACCGAUUAAACCAAAAUUAUUUCCUCACUCAGCCAUGCCGUUCACCCGACCUCGUUCCGCGGCCGAUAUUAUGUCGCGGUCCUUGCUUCCAGCUCUGGACGGACUGCCCUUUGGACUCGCGGGUCAGCAAGGCGGUGGAGGUUUGGGAGCCCAUAACCGGAACAACAGCCCAAUGAUGAUGGCUCUGUCCACUGGAGACAUCAACACUGGCAACGCGAUGUCGCGGUCAUCUUUCGCUAGCUUCCACCUCACUGGCUACAAGAGUAACAAGCUUAUGAACACGUCAGUGGACAGGCUUUUCGAGAAUGACGGCGAUGUUUUCUUGAGCAGCAGUUACGCAGACUUCCAGCAGUUGCCGGCAAUUCUAGAGACGACCCCGAAGCCUCAACCCCCACCGCGUGUCAGGGGACGCUCUCGCAGCCCCGAUAAGAAGGGUAAUACCGGUGGAACCAUUUCGUCGGCUGCAUCGACUCCCGAACACAGAGGCAGAGAGUCUCCGGCGACGGCAAGGUCAUCUCGCCGAGAUUCGCUGACUGACAAGCCUGUGGUGCCGAGUGGCACGACAGUGGUGCUGACUGGCGUCGAUACCGUGCUAGACCAGCAGCAGGGCUUCGACGGAGAUUUGCUGAAGGAGUACCAGCGCCAGAAACAGCGAUUGCAGGAGACGCUGCAGGUGAAGGAGCGCGAACGCGAGGAAUUGCUGCGGCAACUUCAGAGCACAGACAAUCGGCUGCAGGAGAACAGCCUGAAGUCUAUGGGUAAAUUGCCUCCUCCGACAGUGGCCGGAGCUGGAGGCACCGUCACUGUGAGAACUAACCCCCCUCCUCCUCAAGGGACAGCCAAUCGAGUCUCUGUAGAUACCAACCCGGCUUCGUCUCUUCAGCCGACUUCGGCCGCCAUGAACGGGACAGGGGAUUCAAUCAGGAACACGCAGCCUCCGAUGUCGUACCACGGCGAAAACACAGGCGUCUCGGCGCUACAGGAAGACCAUUACGAUGCUGUUAAGCCAGUGAACCGAGCUGAUGCAGAGGUGAACGGCAGUGGAGGUGGGGCCGGCAGACCCCGGUUCGUGGCCGUCACGUCUCUAGAAGAUGUCCAGGCUGUACGGUGCGCCGAGUUCCAUCCACAGGGCAAGCUGUACGCUGUUGGGUCCAACUCCAAAACCCUGCGCAUCUGUUCCUACCCGAAACUGUCAGAUCUCAGGGAGGACCACGCAGCGUACCAACCAACAGUACUCUUCAAGCGCACCAAGCACCACAAGGGCUCCAUCUACUGCCUGGCAUGGACGCCAAUUGGAGAUCUGAUGGCAACCGGCAGUAAUGACAAGACGGUUAAGCUGAUGCGGUUUAACACAGACACUUCAAAUUUAGAAGGCCAAGAGAUUGAGCUGACGAUGCAUGAUGGUACAGUGAGGGACCUCUGCUUUCUGGAGGACACCAGCAACAAGUCCAGCCUCCUGAUCAGUGGAGGUGCUGGGGACUGUAAGAUAUAUGUUACCGACUGUGCUACGGGAACCCCAUUUCAAGCUCUGAGUGGUCACUCAGGACAUGUGUUGACGCUGUACAAUUGGGGUGGUGCCAUGUUUGUGAGUGGUUCUCAAGACAAGACAGUUCGAUUCUGGGACCUUCGAACUCGUGGCUGUGUGAAUAUGGUGACCCCGGCUACGGCCCCUGGCAGUCGGGGCUCUCCUGUGGCAGCUGUGUGCGUAGAUCCAUCAGGACGGCUCCUGGUGUCGGGCCAUGAGGAUUCUUCCUGUGUCCUGUUUGAUAUCAGAGGUGGUCGCAAUGUGCAGUGUUUCAAACCGCAUUCAUCGGAUGUACGCUCAAUCCGCUUCUCUCCCAGUGCCUACUAUCUCCUUACAGGGGGCUAUGAUAACAAACUGGUGCUCACUGACCUGCAAGGUGACCUGACGAUGCCUUUACCAAGUGUUGUUGUUGCUCAGCACCAAGAUAAGGUUAUCUCUGGGCGCUGGCACCCAACGGAGUUCUCAUUUCUGAGCACCAGUGCUGACAAGACAUCCACGCUCUGGGCUCUUCCUCCAGUAUGAUUGAUUUGUCGUCCUUCCUCCAAAGAGAAGAAAAAUAUGCAUUGAAACUGCAUUCGGGGCAGUGACAUCAGAGAUAUUGAGAUUAUCCAUACAAGAUUAAGCAUUCUUCUGGGAUUUAAGGUUUACUAAUUCCCAUGGACUAAACAGCAAUGAAUGUUAACUUCUGUACUAGUGAAAUGUACAUUUGAUGAUACAGAGAACAUAAUUCGUACAUGUAAAAACAUUCAAGUAACUCGUGAGACUGAAAAUCUUAACAGUACUAUAAUUAGUGUCCAUGUUUAUAACUUUAAAUUUAUAUGUACAAAAAAAAAAAGGAUAGUUGGCGUGUCUGCUAUUAUUGCAAAAAAGAAAAUGAAAAAUUGACCUUUGUCAUGUAAGUAUAUCGGAGGUCUUAACGGGAAGAUGAACAGAAUGCAAGCAUGAUGCAGUUCUCACCUUUGUACGUUUAUAAGGUAGCUCUACAUCUUGGUCACAUCUUCUAGAGACAGUUGAUAGAAUUAAAAUAUAGUAGUAGUGGUCCUGGUAGCAGUACUGGUACAUUCUCUCCACAGAGUAAGUAGGAGAUUUCUGCUACUAGUGCAAUCUGGUCUGUCCUCUCACUGCUGCAUUGAAUGCUAUAAGAUUACGGUCCUUUAGAAUGUGACGCCAUGUAAUACACUGAGCAGGUACCGAAAUUUUAAAGAAACCUGCUGCUUCCAUAUCCAGGCGAGAAGGAAGAUGAAGGCAUUGUGUUUCUGUGAAAUAUUUGUGCCUGGCUGUGGAAGGGUAUGUUGUUACAUUCCAGAAGACUGUUAACUUGAUAUUCAUUGCAGUGAGAACAUCUUAUCUCUCAUAAGGCUUGUUAUCGGUGGAGUGUGCCCUAGUAAAACAAUUCCAUGACAGAGACUUAGGUGAUUGUUAUCUGGGAUGUGGAGUCUUGUUGUCUGGUAGAGAGGUACCAAAGUUUUGGAGGAGUCUGAUGACUACUACUUCAGGGACACUGAAGAGGUGGCAGGUUCCUCCAGUGUAUUGGUAGCUUCAUGUCAGAUUACAAGGUGCCACACUGCUAAGGAUAUUGAUCUUCAUAAUCACUGCUAUGAGUGUCUCAAACCUCACAGUCGACAAUUAUGUUUGCAGGUGAAGUCUAGCUCUAAUAUUGAACUCUACAGAAUUUAUAUCCAUGUGUUGUUAUAUAACUGUGUUAUUUAAUCUAAUGCUAUGAAGGGUUUUCGUAAGUAACAUGAAUUUAUUUACCCAUUUGUUAGGUACUUCUUUCUGAUUUAAUUGUCAUUAUUAUGUUACAUAACUGUUUGACAAGAAAUUGAUAAUUUAUGCUUCUUGCUGCAGUUCUCUGUUACUGUGUUUUGUUUUCAUAAGUAUCAUAAACAAAAGAAUUGCUGUACAAUAAUGCUGCAAAUUAUGCUUUGAAAUAACAAGAACAUGAAGAAGUAAACAGUGUUGUUAUAAUUUUCCAGUAUGAGAAGGAAUCACAUUACAGUUUUUGUAACUGAAGCAUGUUGAAUCUGUUCCUUAAUGUACCAUAUACCAACUAGAUCAGUAUUAAAACUGCCACACCUGAAGAGACACACUUAUUGUUAAGCAGUUAAUACAGAAUUUCUCUCUCAAUUGUGACAUUCUAAUGUUCAGAAGAAACAGUGGGUUUUCAUAUGAAAUAUACAUAUUGUUCGAAGGCCAUUUGAAGGAAAUAUUGUGAAUAUUCCUCUGCAACUUAUUUACCCCCAAGGAAUCUUGACAUUUCUUGCAGGUAGUUUGGUGGUGGGGAUUGGCAGUCAGAGAGUUCAAACAUUCUCUGUAUGAUUACUUCAUUUGAAAUAAUGAAUAGUUUUGAGUGUUGUACUGUUGCAUCAGCCGUACACACUGGCUAAGAAUAGCAGUAAGUGAAAUCGCAGAUAUUUUGCAUCCAGCAGAACAAAUGAAAGGGACCAUUGUGUACAAUAAUCAGACAGGCUAGAAGAGUGAAAUACAUGUGAAUAGACAUAAAUUAAACCAGGCUUACAGUAUGAAGGGCUGUGAUGCUGUGUAAUAUGGUAUUUAGGUACCAGUAUUUCAGAGGAAGUUGUUGGCUCCAUCUUUGUGCAGAAAUGUUGUUACCUGUUUACCAAACUACAGGCUGUCAUGGUGCUGAAAACCAUAAUCUAAAUAUUUACCACCCUGAGAAUCCCAUAUCUCAUGAAGUAGAUUUUUCAUAACUUAGUACUGGGGAUGUCACUUUACUAAUGUAAAGACUUGAUCCUGUUAUAGCUGAAUAAAAGUACCAGAAUUUGCUUCUGACUUCCAUCACCUAUGGUCAGGAAGGAUGAUUUGCAGAUAACUAUUAUCGAAGAAAAGAAAUUUAGAUUCUUGACCCUUAUUAACAUCAGGUUUCACUGUUUUGGGGUGUGACCUUACAUUCACCACUGUGACAGCUCAAAUGUUGUAAUGACCUUAACUCAUUUUCUUACAAUUCCAGAUAUCUUGGCAUUGUUCUGCCUCCUUAAGUUAGUCCUAGAGUCACUCCAGCCAUCAGCACUUUUUCCAUUGCAUUUCUGAAUGAACAUUGUGCUAAUGGCUUUGUCUUGUAUACUUCAAGAAGUACAUAUUUAUAUUGGCUUGUCUGUAGGUAGUAUAUAAGGUCUAGGAAUCCCUGGUGUCUUUUUCUUUAAUUGGAAACACCUUGCUACCUGGCACAAAAUGUAUGAAAAGCAGAUGAUAUAUGAUUGGUACAAUUCUCUCUGAGAGGUUACAGAACAGAGAACUAGAGCUGCUAUCCUGGCUUCUCUCCAUGCCUUGUUCCUGCCCUGUAGACUGAGAGGGAAACAAAAAUGAAGCCUCAUACAAUCAGUAACUGUAGCUUCUAGGCUCAUAUGAAAUACCAAAUAUUAUAUUAGCAUUAAAUAUCUUAACAUAAUUGCUUAAAGAUUGAAAUAUUUUGUAUGUAAAAUAGAUUGUCACCCACUUGAUGUAACCAUGACUAUUAUUAUAUUGUAAUAAAUGUAUUGAUGUAAUAGAUAAAUGAACCUGAUACAAAAAUGUUUGUGUAGAUGUAUUUAUGAUACGUUUCCUUGCAUAAGCUUCAUUUGGCAGCACAUGAUAAUUUCACUGUGAUUGAAUCACAGCAUAGCUUCUUGUAUUCUUCCUGUAGGUCCUACUACAGUUACAGGUAUACUUGAUUAAAUACUGUAAUUCUUAGUUGUGACUGUAACUAGGACGAU
Molecule: messenger RNA, 6392 nt
Organism: Cryptotermes secundus
Lineage: Eukaryota; Metazoa; Arthropoda; Insecta; Blattodea; Kalotermitidae
Product: WD repeat-containing protein 47
Exons: 11
Coding region: 274-3201 (975 amino acids)
Molecular function (GO): protein binding
Source: RefSeq, a predicted model, not a curated record